UAAGCCUCUUCUUAUAAAAAUGGCCGUAAGCAUAGUACGUACCGUAAUCAUACAAGCAUGACACCUUGGGUUGUCAUUUGCUGUCAAGAACCGCCGCUGUACAUGUGUCUCGAUGGUGGAUUCCUGCUGCCUACACAACCAAAGCGUUGCUCACCUCCCCACCACCGGCUCAACCGGAGUUGUCCCCAUGUGCCCCCUCCAACCCCUUCACCCCCGGUGGCUGCAGCCAGUGUCGGCGCCAAUGCCAACCCCAACCGCCUUUACCUCAAGAAACCAUCCACUGAGAUGUCUGGGCCGCACCCCAUCGCCUGACGAAGGCGGCGACCGCCAGACACACCAAAGCACCGUGGCCGAGACGACCACCAAAGCCGAGAACCAGACAUACGCUCUACUGGAUAUGAAAUUUAAUCAUGAGCAUUUCAUCCAAACUAGGAAGCUUCCACAAAUACAUGAUACGUUACCUUCACCAAGAGCCCUAGGACGCGCCCAAAACGACAGGCACACACAAAGAAACGAUCGCCCGACAACCAUGAGCCCAAACCCACCAGGCAGAAAAAGAAACGAUGACCGAACAAGGUCACUACGCAGCACGAAACAGAACAGCAAACGACGACAUGGUAGAACAGAAGGCAUAGAUGGCAUAGACGGCAUAGACGGGCAUAGGAGGCAUAGACGGGCAUAAAUGGCGGGAUGACAGGAGAAUGACGGCACAGACGCGGAAAAAAAG
This is a messenger RNA of Zychaea mexicana, 727 nucleotides long. RefSeq lists its product as uncharacterized. Lineage: Eukaryota; Fungi; Mucoromycota; Mucoromycetes; Mucorales; Lichtheimiaceae. The record is from RefSeq and is a predicted model, not a curated record. Bases 113 to 682 code for a protein of 189 amino acids. The transcript has a single exon.